Messenger RNA from Raphanus sativus (radish), 1179 nucleotides. RefSeq lists its product as uncharacterized. Gene Ontology annotation, biological process: tRNA methylation. NCBI's taxonomy places the organism in Eukaryota, Viridiplantae, Streptophyta, Magnoliopsida, Brassicales, Brassicaceae. The coding region runs from base 125 to 1093 and encodes 322 amino acids. The transcript is spliced from 4 exons. The record is from RefSeq and is a predicted model, not a curated record. Gene Ontology annotation, cellular component: tRNA (m1A) methyltransferase complex; nucleus.
AGGAAAAGCGAAAACCCUACUAAAGGUUUUGUCUCUCUCUCUCUCUGUCGGGAUCAGAUUUGUUCUUACCAAUCACAAACUCCAUUGUCGCCAGCCCAAGUUUCUAAGCUUUCUGAUUGUCAAGAUGCUACCAACUGAUUCAAAGAAGGCCUUAUCAUUCAAAAGAUGUAUCGAAGACGGAGACUUGGUUAUCGUUUACGAGAGACACGACGUGAUGAAACCUGUUAAAGUAACCAAAGACGGUGUGCUUCAGAACCGUUUCGGAUUCUACAAACACUCUGAUUGGAUCGGGAAGCCGUUAGGAGCCAAAGUGUUCAGCAACAAGGGCAAAUUCGUGUACCUCCUGGCUCCCACUCCCGAGCUCUGGACGCUUGUGUUGAGCCACAGGACUCAGAUUCUCUACAUUGCGGAUAUCAGCUUCGUGGUGAUGUAUCUAGAAGUCGUGCCUGGGUGUGUUGUUCUCGAGUCAGGGACGGGGAGCGGUUCGCUUUCCACUUCGCUUGCUCGUGCUGUGGCUCCGACUGGUCAUGUGUAUUCGUUUGAUUUCCACGAGCAACGAGCUGUCUGUGCAAGGGAAGACUUUGAGAAGACGGGUGUCUGUAGUUUAGUGACCGUGGAGGUUAGAGAUAUUCAAGGACAAGGGUUUCCCGAGAAACUAGAGGGUUUGGCUGAUUCGGUGUUUCUAGACCUUCCGCAGCCUUGGCUCGCGGUUCCUUCUGCAGCGAAGAUGUUAAAGGAGGAUGGAGUUCUCUGCUCUUUCUCGCCUUGCAUUGAGCAAGUUCAACGUACUUGUGAAGUCCUCAGAUCAGAUUUCAUUGAGAUACGAACGUUUGAGGUGCUUCUCAGAACAUACGAAGUGAAGGAAAUGAAAGUGGAGACUGGUGCUGUGAUUGGUGAGAACCACGAUGAGAAGGAGAAUGGAGGACAGAGACCAAGCAAGAGAAAGCACGUUUCAAACGAAGACGACUACGCCGUUUCACACGACAACAACUCUUCUACUGCUGCUACUUCUGUCGUUAUGGCUCGGCCAUGUAGCGAGGCGAGAGGUCACACAGGCUAUUUAACGUUCGCUAGACUACAGUGCCUAUCUUAAGAUACUUCCAAGAUUUUUAUCAUGUUGUCACUCACUAGCACAAUUGUUUGUGAUUUUGAAUGUUGUAAUGCAAAUUUUGAAUUUCA